AUGAAAGCGAUGAAGCGGCCAGAAGCAGCAGUGAAAUAUAGCAACAUCACUGACCUGUUCAGGGCUUCAAGUGCAGUGUCGGUGAUAGAGGGAGAUUCAGUCACUCUAUACACUGAUAUUGAAACCAUCCAACAAGAAGAGAUUAUAUGGUAUUUUAAUGAUAUUCCCAUUGCUGACAUCACUGGAGAUCAGAGUAAGAACUGUACAGAUGUUCAGUGUAAUAAUGGUGCAGAGAGAUUCAGAGGCAGACUGAAGCUGGAUCAUCAGACUGGAUCUCUGACCAUCACAAACACCAACACCACAGACUCUGGACUCUAUACACUACAGAUCAACAGCAGCAGCGAGACCAAAAAGUGUUUUAUAAUUAACUGUUUAUUUCUGUUUCAUUUUUUCGGUGUUGAUACAGAUAUAUUGCCAGUGUCGGUGAUAGAGGGAGAUUCAGUCACUCUAUACACUGAUAUUGAAACAAUCCAACAAGAAGAGAUUAUAUGGUAUUUUAAUGAUAUUCCCAUUGCUGACAUCACUGGAGAUCAGAGUAUGAACUGUACAGAUGUUCAGUGUAAUAAUGGUGCAGAGAGAUUCAGAGGCAGACUGAAGCUGGAUCAUCAGACUGGAUCUCUGACCAUCACAAACACCAACACCACAGACUCUGGACUCUAUACACUACAGAUCAACAGCAGCAGCGAGAGUCUUGUUCAGCUCUUCAGUGUUUCUGUCUAUUAUGCUCCUGAACAAGAUCAAAUGAAGAGAAAGUCAGUGAAUGAGGGGGAAUCUGUCACUUUAGAUCCUGGUGAAGUUAAAAACCUGAAUUAUUUGAUGAAAUGGUAUUUUAAUGACACUCUCAUCGCUGAAAUCACAGGAGAUCCCAAUAAAACCUGUACAGAUGGUCAGUGUGAAGAUCCUGAUGGAAGAUUCAGAGACAGACUGGAGGUUAAUCAGACUGGAUCUCUGACCGUCAGAAACACCACAAUCACAGACUCUGGGCUUUAUAAACUACAGAUCAACAGCAGCAACAGAAUCAGUAUCAUCAAGAUAUUCAGUGUUAUUGUCACUGCUGUUCCAGAUUCAAGAGUGUCUUCAGCUGCUAAAGAAGGAACAUAUGCUGUUGUUGUUGUUGUUCUGCUGUCUACAGCUGCUGCAGCAGCUGCUGCUGUGAUUUACUAUCGCUACAGGAAAUCUACACAAGCAGGACGAAAUGGCAUAAUUAGGCUGCACAGUUACAAUGAGGAGAAUGGUGUAAAACACUCAACUCCCUUAUCAGAAUGGGUUUUAACUGAUGACUGCUGAUAAUGGGACAUCACAUAGCAUUAAUUAUUAUUUGGGUAACUUAGAUGGGAAAUGAAAGAGAGGAGUGGAAAAAGAUAAGCUUAAAUUGUCAUCACACUCACAGAGAGGUGGUUCUACUCGGUACCAAUUCUGAUGUUUGCUGGUUUGUACUAAAUGUUUUAUAGUUGAAAAGUGUAAAAAUGCAUUAUUCCGUCUAUUUUGUUUCAACAUAUGUGUUGCAAAUUGGAAAGUAUUAUACUUUAAGCAUUUGGAAUGCUACUCUUUCUUUUUUUUUUUACUGCCAAGUUUGUGCAUUCACUUUCUUUGUUCAGUUCCUGUUGCCUUAAGGUAAAGCUCACUACUUUAUUACUUCACAUUAACUGUCCAUUAUAUAUAUUUCAAUUCUAAGUUGUGUUGGGUAAGUGCUUGUUAAAUGAAUCAAUAUAAAUAUAGAUGUUUGUGUUGUCAGUUUUAGUCUCCUUCAGUUAUGUUCACGAAACAUGUUUGGCUGUGUUGUAUUUGUUCAGAGUGCUUGAAAUGUAUAUAUUAUUACGUAUACA
Molecule: messenger RNA, 1826 nt
Organism: Sinocyclocheilus anshuiensis
Lineage: Eukaryota; Metazoa; Chordata; Actinopteri; Cypriniformes; Cyprinidae
Exons: 8
Coding region: 1-1287 (428 amino acids)
Source: RefSeq, a predicted model, not a curated record